AUUCGUUUAAAAUUUUGCACGUGACUAUUGCCAUUGUGUUUAUGAUUCGACGCUUUCAUAUUCAAGUCGAUUCUUUGUUCUUUUGUAAUUAAAAAAUUCACAAUAUCUCCUAAAAUUAGUAUUAAAAAAACAAGGAAAUUAUUCCACAUGCAAAUUUUAAGAAACAAGGUGGGUGACCAUGCACAUAUUUAUUAUCUAGUACCAUUACAUUACAUGAUAUAAAAAAAAUUCCGUCAUGUUUCUUUUUAUCUUCACAUCAAUCUGCUCGCAAUAUUUUUUUAUCAACCAGAUAAGGCGAUUUAAACGCUUAACUUAUUCUUCAUUAUUCGGACCUGCGGGUUGGCGAUGAUACAAUGCCCCAAGGUGGUUUCAUAACCUCCGAUCGCUUUAGUAACCCGCCUGAGUAUCCCGAAAUAGUAUCAGACAUUUUUCUGACUAGCGAAAACCCUUUGCAUAUCGAAUCCACUGAGUAUUCAACGUUGGAAGAGGAACGCAUCCCUCUCAUAGAAUCUCCUCAAAUGACCAAACAAUCAAACGACAGGCAUUGCCUACUACCGCCUAACCCUAGUCCCCCUCUUAUCGUUCCACCCCUCGCAUCGACCGCUGCAUCCACCCCCAUCGAAAAUCCGGCCACAAAAUCAUUAAACUCUUCACUGGAUCACAUACAUUCCUUACCAUUUUUCGACCCCACGACUAACUCUCUCAUGAAUAUUCCAAAUUUACCGUUUAACCCUAACGGGCCCAUCAACGUUCCCGCGAUGAACCCUCCAGCUCAUCAUCUCUCGGCCCGUCUUUUAUAUGCUCCGCCAAGUCCGGGCAGCUCGGUACACUUUUACAUCGGAACCAACCCCCACGGCAGUCUGGCCAGUAUGGUGACCGUUAAUGGACAAUAUCCGCCCAACUACGCCAGCUAUAUGAACUACGCUCCUUUUUAUUUUCAGCCCGUGCUGCUCAAAGACCGUUAUCCGCAUUAUUACAGGCAGCAUUUCGGCAGCAAAUUUGGCUCCGACGACGGGUACCUCUCCAAAGACGGUAAAGACGCCAAUAAUGGUCUUUCCUUCGUGGUUUCGGAGUCAGGCGGCCUUGUGCUUUGCAGGAUUUGUCAAACCCCGGGAACCGAAAGAAGUCUCAUAUCACCUUGUAAAUGUGCGGGAUCGGUGCGCUAUGUCCAUAAAUACUGUUUAACGAAAUGGUUGGAGAUCAAUCCUAACAGAAACCGGAAAUCUCAGAUUUGCGAAUUGUGUCAAUACACUUACCACCGGAAGAAGAAAUUUAAAUUCAAGGACUGGAAAUGGCCACAGUGCUCUACUCGCGACAAACUAUUCCAUCUUUUAUUUGUGAUAUCCGUCAUAGUUAUGAUCGGUUGUGCCACCGCAUUUAUCAUUUGCUUCAAAAAGGACAAGGGCUUAAGGAAAAACGAAGAGCUCGAACUAAACGAGGGAGAGAUAGUCACCCUAUCUUGCGGCGUCCUAUUUUUCUUGUCCUUUUUCAUGGGCAUGUACGCCGAAAUUAAGGCACGUAACCCGAUAUACAAAAUCUGUUCUCAGACUCUGAGCCUUAAUCAAAGUUGGAUCAUCGAUGAUUACUACGGCGAUUUUAACCACAAAAAUCCUUUGAGUCGUCCGCUUAAUGAUAGAGGGGGCGGUUAUUACGACGAGAAUGGCAUGGAUAGAAGGGACGAUGGAUUUAGGUCCAACAAUGGCGCUGUCGAAGGAAACAAGAGAGAUCGAGGGGGAACUAAGAGGCUUUUUUCGACCCUAUUUAAAUCUGGAGUUAAUUCCGCUAGCGUACGCAGACCUAAUCCUAGACGACUAACUAAUAGGCGGAAAACGGAGGGGGAGACCACACCCUUACCUUCCACCCCAGACUCCCUUUUUAACCAAAAUUUGAUUAUCCCCAAUAACCUUGUAAGUAUAUCGUCAAAUAUCAACCCAAGCUCUAGGGUAGAUAUCCUACCCACCAUCAAAGAAAUCAUAAUUUCUUCAGCUUCUGCCCAAACAACCAUUUUAAACCAAUGCGUCACAAAUUCUACCCCAAACCUAAAUAGGAAUAACAAUGUACAAAAUAAUGAUACCUCAAAUAUUUCCAAUGUCCAUUGUCCAUCCUCGCAACAUCUUCCAUUUAUAAUAUGUACCGAUCACUCAAAUCAGAACGUUAAUUCGGCCAGUAACCAACCUACGUUGAUUGGCCCUUAUACCAACAUAUCGAGGCCCAGGCACAGGACUAUUAGUGAAGAUCAGGCCAUGUUUUAUUCUGACUCCGGGCUAGCCCACGUUAAAAGGCAUUUUUCGUUACCCGUUAAUAACUAUUAUCCACCCUUACCCCCGCCCUUUACUUUUCUUGCACGUAAUUUAGAUAAGGAUCAAAUAUCGAAAGCGGUAGGGAAUCGUUAAUAUAUAAAUUUUAUAAUAUUACAAAAAAUACCAUCUUGGACACCUGCACUAAACGAUGUUCGCACCUAAAUUUUAUUAUCAUAAAA
Molecule: messenger RNA, 2479 nt
Organism: Gordionus sp. m RMFG-2023
Lineage: Eukaryota; Metazoa; Nematomorpha; Gordioida; Chordodea; Parachordodidae
Exons: 7
Coding region: 354-2393 (679 amino acids)
Molecular function (GO): zinc ion binding
Source: RefSeq, a predicted model, not a curated record